Molecule: messenger RNA, 1757 nt
Organism: Corticium candelabrum
Lineage: Eukaryota; Metazoa; Porifera; Homoscleromorpha; Homosclerophorida; Plakinidae
Exons: 2
Coding region: 342-1559 (405 amino acids)
Biological process (GO): proteolysis
Molecular function (GO): serine-type endopeptidase activity
Source: RefSeq, a predicted model, not a curated record
CGGUGGCUCAGCCGUGGACAUGUAGCCGGAAGCCACCUAGAAUACCUUCGUGACGCACGACCUCGACUGUGGUCGACCACACUACACUAAUUCAAAGAUUGUUUUGCUACAGAAGCUGCAGUUGAUUGGCCAGUAGAUCUAAUGUACGGUCUCAAGUCUAGAUCGCAUUCCGGAAAGGCGUCACUGGAUGUCAAAAUGUGGAUGUGUCGCCUUUCUAGGCAGCUUUGCACUUGCGUUCACCACGUCGCCUUUCGUUCCUCCUACGCAAUUGCUACGAGAUAUAACCAGUUGACACUGCUGUUGCAAUCAGUUCUGGGUUUUUUCAGAUCGAAGUGGUCUUCAUGAAUCAAUCACUGCUGUGUUCAAUUUUGUUGUUGCUGUUGUCAACUCAUCAGUGUCACUCUUGCGAGAUCUAUUCACUAUUUGAAACAGAUCCCGACAGAUUUGCAGGUCUCUUUCCUUCCAUCGACGAACGGAUCAGACAAGCUCAAUUUAUUGUCAUGGUCAGAAUCACCAAAGUCCACGGUGUAAUCACUCACAAGAGUGACAAAACGUAUGCAGCACAAGUGACUUGCAACUUGAAAGGAAUUCUAGAGCAGUCCAAGAUGGAAAUAAAUGUGAACAGAGAAGACAGAAACUGUCAAGCUAUACAUAAACACGCCAAGGUUGGAGACCUCGUUAUUGUCUUUAUGAAUCAAAGCAAUCAAGUUGGAAGCGUUUGGAAUCUAAACCGACUGGGAAUGGUCAGUACAGAGGAAUGGAAAAGAGACUAUAUUAACCAUCUUCCUGACAAUUCUUGCUUUAUCGGUGUGAACAAACCCAGUCUCACCUCUCUCACGACAAAUCCCACAAUUAUCAAAACGACAACCAAACCAAUUUUGUGUAGAUCUGUUGCUUCUGCUCAAAACAAGACACACGAUUCUCUCAACUGCAAGGACAUGCCAUGGCAUGCCUUUAUUUGGGAUCGUCAAGUCUGCAAGACUCAGUGCGAUGCUGUUGUUAUUCAUGAUUCCUGGCUUCUGACUUCGGCUCGCUGUGUUAGUCACUACACGCUCACACCAAGACGUCUGGUAAUCAGCUUGGGCGUCAGCAAUGCUCGACAAAUGAAGAAGUCCUUUAGAGCAAAGUCAGUUGUUUUACAUCCACAGUGGCAGUCUCGAUCAGACGAGCAAGGUGUGGCAUAUGACAUGGCACUAGUGCAAAUGAAGACAUCAAAACACAAUACAGGAUUAUGUCGUACUGAACCGAUAUCAUUGCCGUCUCCUGGUGACACCGUCACAGACCUUCACUGCUUGGGAGCCAAAACUGAUGUUUAUAACGGCUAUGUAAAGAAACUAAUAUUGAAUGCGCCAAAUCCCAAAGUAGGAACUACAGAUCAUACAGAAGCCAAGUGGGCAGCUACUGCUUGUAGAGUCCAAAAUGGUCAGUGGCGCUUGUUCCAAGUCCUCAGUGGCAACCCUGGUCGAUUCACAGACCCAAUCUUGACAAACGUCUACAACAACAAGAACGUCACCGACUGGAUAGCUCGUGUCAUCAAGGAGUUUCAUAGCAUUCCCUGAAUAAGAACAAGUUUACAACAAGCAAGUGUACAUUCAUACAAGCAACAGAUCGAAAUAUAGAAAAUUAGAUGCAUUAAAAGAACUGUAAUUUGCUUAGUUUAACGCCAUGCACGGCUGUCAAGUUGUAUUUUUGGGUGUCUUCGUUCAAGUGACCACUUAAUUUUAUUAAGGAUAACAGAAAUACAUUACAAUUCAUAU